AUGGCACGCUUUUCAAUUCUUUCUGCUAUCUAUCUCUAUAUCCUUUUGGUCGGUUCCUGUCUUGCCCAGGUGCCUCGUGGCUCGCUUCAGCAGGUCACCAAUUUCGGGUCCAAUCCGACCAAUGUGGGCAUGUACAUUUAUGUGCCAAACAAUCUGGCUGCGAAACCGGGGAUAGUCGUGGCCAUUCAUUACUGCACUGGUUCCGCGCAGGCAUACUAUUCUGGCACCCCGUACGCACAGUUGGCAGAGCAGUAUGGCUUCAUCGUCAUCUACCCGAGCAGCCCAUACAGCGGCACCUGCUGGGAUGUCAGCUCGCAGGCAGCCCUCACCCACAACGGCGGUGGAGACAGCAACUCGAUUGCCAAUAUGGUCACCUGGACGAUCCAGCAAUAUAACGCGGACACGAGCAAGGUCUUUGUGACAGGGAGCAGCUCUGGAGCGAUGAUGACGAACGUCAUGGCAGCCACCUACCCCGAGCUCUUCGCUGCAGCCACCGUCUACUCGGGCGUUGCGGCAGGAUGCUUCGUUUCGUCCACGAACCAGGUCGACGCAUGGAACAGCAGCUGCGCCUUGGGCCAGGUCGUCAACACGCCGCAGGUAUGGGCCCAGGUGGCCGAAAACAUGUACCCGGGCUACAACGGGCCCCGACCCCGGAUGCAGAUCUACCACGGCAGCGCCGACACGACGCUCUACCCGCAGAACUACUACGAGGAGUGCAAGCAGUGGGCCGGCGUCUUUGGCUACGACUACAACAACCCCCAGCAGGUUGAGCAGAACACGCCCGAGGCCAACUAUCAGACCACGAUCUGGGGCCCGAACCUGCAGGGGAUCUACGCUACGGGAGUUGGCCAUACGGUUCCUAUCCAUGGUCAGCAGGACAUGGAGUGGUUUGGGUUUGCGUAG
This is a messenger RNA of Rasamsonia emersonii CBS 393.64, 903 nucleotides long. RefSeq names its product Acetylxylan esterase. The transcript has 3 exons. The record is from RefSeq and is a predicted model, not a curated record. Bases 1 to 903 code for a protein of 300 amino acids. Gene Ontology annotation, cellular component: extracellular region. Lineage: Eukaryota; Fungi; Ascomycota; Eurotiomycetes; Eurotiales; Trichocomaceae. Gene Ontology annotation, molecular function: hydrolase activity.